Molecule: messenger RNA, 1489 nt
Organism: Passer montanus (Eurasian tree sparrow)
Lineage: Eukaryota; Metazoa; Chordata; Aves; Passeriformes; Passeridae
Gene: CELA3B
Product: chymotrypsin like elastase 3B
Exons: 9
Coding region: 614-1420 (268 amino acids)
Biological process (GO): proteolysis
Molecular function (GO): serine-type endopeptidase activity
Source: RefSeq, a predicted model, not a curated record
UCCCCUGGUACAGGGGGGACACCCCAAUCCCUUGAGGAACAGGGACCCCCACAUCUCCUUGGUGUCCAGGGGGACCCCAAUUCCGUGAUAACAAGGAUCCUCAAGUCCUUCAAGAGACACAAACUCCGUGGGGGACCCCAACUCCUACAAGGAUCCCCAACUCCGGGGAGGGGGUUCUAACUCCUCUAGGGGACCCCAACUCCUUCAGGGGACCCCAGCUCCGUAGUACCCAAAUCCUUUAGGGGAUCCCAAAACCGUGUGGGGACCCCAACUCCUUUAAGGGCCCCAAGUACUUCACGGGACCCCAAAACCACAGGGGGCUCUAUGGGAUUCCCGCUCCCGGGACCCCGAUUCCUGUAGGGGACCCCAACCCCACAAGGAAUUCCAGCUCCCGGGACCCCGACUCCUUUCUUUGGGGAUUCCAGCUCCGUGGGGGGAGACUCCAACUCCUGCACGGGACCUCAGCUCCUUGAAGAGACCCCAAGUCCGCGGGUAGAGACCCCGGCUCCCUUCAGACCCAGCUGGGCACCGGGUGCCCGUUCCCAGCCGUGCCCUUGGGGGCUCCGGCGGCGAUUUAAGGCCGGCGGGUGCCCGGGACAGCCACACUCGAGCCAUGGCUGCCAUGCUGAGCCUUGUCCUGCUGCUGGUGGCCGGCGGGGUUCGCGCCGCGGUGCUGCCCGACGCCAGGGUGGUCAAUGGGCAGGAUGCGGAGCCCUACAGCUGGCCCUGGCAGAUCUCGCUGCAGUACGAGCGGGACGGCACCUUCCGCCACACCUGCGGGGGCACCUUGAUCGCGGCCAACUGGGUGAUGACGGCCGCGCACUGCAUCUCCAAAUCCCGCACGUACCAGGUGGUGCUGGGCGAGUACGACAGGAGCACCGGGGAGGGCCCCGAGCAGACCAUCCCCGUGAACUCCGACGACAUCUUCGUGCACCCCAAGUGGCUCAGCUUCUGCGCGGCCUGCGGCAAUGACAUCGCCCUGAUGAAGCUGCAGCGGCCGGCCGUGCUCUCGGCCGAGGUGCAGGUGGGGCGGCUGCCGCCCGCCGGCUCCGUGCUGCCCAACGGGUACCCCUGCGUGCUCAGCGGCUGGGGGCUGCUCACCACUGGGGGGUCGCUGCCGGACCGGCUGCAGCAGGCAGAGCUGCCCGUGGUGGACUAUGAGCACUGCACCCAGCCCGACUGGUGGGGGGCCCUGGCCAUCCGCCGCACCAUGAUCUGUGCCGGCGGCGCCGAGAAGUCCGGAUGCAAUGGCGACUCUGGGGGACCCCUGAACUGCCAGGCUGAGGAUGGCACCUGGGAGGUCCACGGCAUCGCCAGCUUCGUGUCAGCCCUGGGCUGCAAUGCCGCCAAGAAACCCACGGUGUUCACCCGCGUGUCCGCCUUUGAGGACUGGAUUGAAGAGACCAUUAAAAACAACUGAGCAUGGCAGCGUCCUUGUCAUCGACCCCCCACAGCCUGGCAUCAGGCAAAUAAACCACAACUGCUGGCA